UUUGGGAGUCUCAUUCAAUCUGUGAGCAAGUGAAGAAGAUCUCGACUGUCUCGUCUCACUCGUCCCACCUCAUCCGAUUCAUUCAUCUCGUGUGUGUGCGUGCGGUGGAAUCGCUUGUUUAUUUAAGUCCACAACCAUUUCCUAUAUCCUACUUUCACCAAAACUUAUCUAUUACUCAGAGUGAGUCGGAUACCACCCGCAACAAAUUUCGAAUUGGUCUCAGCAAUUUGUCAAAAAAGUGGAGGAUUUAGGAAAGAAAAGUUAAAAAUAUUGGUGCCGUUUUGGUGAAAGUUAAACUUUUGAUUGUGAUUUUUAUGUAUAGUGUUUAUUCAUUAAUUUGCAUAAUCUUACUUGAUUAAAGGCAGUAUUUUGGUGGAUUACAAGUCGAACCCAGGAUCGUGCAGCAUCACGAGGACAAGCAUUUCUUGCAAACAACGUUCUACAUAAUCUUCAACAAACAAUAUGUGACUGUGUUGUGCCUGAAGUGAAACAUGAUGCAUGAAUAUAACAACAAAUGAAGAUUUAUGGGCAAAUCGUCCGCAUCCGUAGUUUAUGAAAUGACAGCAGUGGUCAAGUUUUAAGUCGCGACAACGAGACACAUAUUUCAAACUGCUAAUCCAAUAAGAGUGACAAUAUACUGCAGUUUAUGACCAAUAAAGUACGUAUGAUGCAUAACAUUACGUACGUAACACAAUGCUCCCUGUGACAGACAGGUGACAAAGAUGUGAGAGAAAAUUCAAGAUUCACACGCCAGAUUUCCCAACAAUUUACUACAUCUUUAACCAACAAAUGACAAUGUACUCUUGGUAAACGGGGAGUGAAAUUAAAAUUCUAAAAAUGGACGCAGAGGACAAUGGGCUCCUUGAUAGGAAUCGGCGACAAAGUCAAAUCUUAAAGCAACGAACGGCCACAAUCGUGAAGAAAAAUCAAAAUGAGGACCUCGAAGAAGUCUCCAUCGAUGAAAGUAGUGGUAUGGAUUCCCAAAACCAAAAUUUGGUCCAACCCUUAACUUCCGAGCAGGAGGACCAAGCCGCCGAAGAUGACGAGGAACAAGACCAAGUCCGGAUGAUUCGGUAUUGGCGUUCUAAAAGUUUACCGUAUGCGUACCUCCCACAAAUUGAGGGUGAAAAUAGUCACCACCAUCAUCACCGGACCCAUCCAAACAAUACGAGUAUAGAUUCUGGUUCGGGCUGUUCGUCAGUGUUUUGUUCAGACAUUUGUAGCAAUGGGGGCAGUGGGCACCACUCGCACCACAGCCACAGCAGCAGAAGGACUUGUACCUACAACGACCCCGGGUGUAAACCGGGGACUUGUAAUGUUAUCCCGACCGGUGUGAGUAGAUGUGGGGGUGUGUUGGGCAAAGACCAAUGUCGCGAUCAGCGGGGCAACAUUCAGGAGUUGAAGAAUGGUCAAGUCAAAAAUAUCGCCAAUGAUUCUUCCGGUCCUCCGUCCGGUCAGGAAUCUGGAGAAGGCAAACGACAGAUGAAUUGGAAAACGUUACAAACCACGAUCUCACAACAUUACUACCCAGAGGGCGGAUGGGGUUGGAUAAUUACUUUCUGCGCCCUAUUCAGCCACGCGCUAGCCCUUGGAGUUCAACUUUAUCUCUCAAAUAUCGUCUUUCAUCGCUUUCACACAGGUUGGCUGGGAUCAGUAUCAAUGGGUGUUUCCUUGUUUCUUUCGCCACUCUGGGUGUCCAUCUGCAAAAGAAAAAGCACGCGACUUUCAGCCGUUUUUGGAGGACUUGUCGCCUCACUGGGAUGUCUCUUCACCUCGUUUGCGUCUCAAUUUCAUCAAAUCUGCAUCAGUUAUGGAGCUUUUAUAGGCGUUGGUGUCGGGUUGACGAGAGAUGCUUCGACGUUAAUGGUGGGACAGUAUUUUAAAAGAAGACGAGAUCUCGUUGAAAUUUUCGUCGUCUCUGGUUCCGGACUGGGCAUAAUUAUCUGCUCCGUCGGCCUCCAUUCUGCACUCAGUUCCCUGGGUUGGAGACUUGGUCUUCAGGCCGUGACUGGUUCACUAUUUCUUACAUUUUUCUUGGGAACGUGUUAUCGCUCUGCAUCACUUUAUCAUCCGCAGAGAAGAGCGAUUGGAUUCUUAAAGACGACUAAGAGAAAAAUUAAAGAUAAAGAAAAACGCGACGACAAACCGCCCUUCAUCGAUUUUAAGUGUUUAAGGAGUAAAACCCUGCAGAUUUUAUUGUUAUCAUGCGCCUUCACAGCGUUCGGUAUCAAUACGCCGCUUUUCCAUUUAGCUCUCGAGUGCAAAGCGGAAGGAGAGGACCCCUCUUCCCUAGUCCUGCUGCACGUCUACAUCGGCGUGUCGUGGAUCCUGGGGUGCUCCCUCUUUGGCAUCAUGGUGAUUCAAAAAAACCAAGAGUGUCGUGUUUCAAAACAGUAUUUGUGCCAGAUGGCAAGUGUGAUAUGUGGUAUCUCAAUAGUAGCUCUAACUGCGGUUGAAGGACUUGGAGGUCUCGUCAUCUUCGCUUGGGUGUAUGGAUUCGCUCUGGGUGGCUACAAUUACGCCUUAAAAGUCUACACGUACGAGAGAGUCAGAGCUCGACAUUUUCCAAGAGCGUGGUCUUUCGUACAAUGGUCUCAGGCUAUUCCGUUAGUUAUAGGGGUUCCUCUCACAGGACACAUGAACACUGUGAUUGGCUGGAAAUCUGGAUAUUAUCUUUCCGCGUUUUCAGUUUUUGUCGGCUCUGCAUUUUUAUUCUUGACAGAUGUGAGGAGAAGAAGGCUUUCCAGACGUAAAACGCCAAACAGUUCAAUGAAAACUAAUGAGACCACUGAGAGCGUCCAAUCUCCAAAGAUGCGUCGACUUUCUUUCUCCUACCCGUUGGAACAGUUCCCUACUCAAUCCAAACACGAUUCCGAUGGUCAAGGAGGAAAUGGUUUGGAUCCUGCAGGAUUGGGGAAAGAGUUGACUUGCAUUUCCGAGGAGGGAUUGGCAGACAUGGAUUUCCAGGACAUUUACUUUGACGAAUGGGCCGAAUAUUUUGGAGAAUGUAUAACUUCAUGUAACAAAGUGGAAAACUGUCUCAAUUCGGAAUACGACCCAGACUACGCUGUUUUAGUGGAACGAAGGGCCAGACGAUGGUCAGCAGUCAGACCUAGUUUUGCACAAACAGCACACGCUGGUCUUGGCACGACUGCAGCUGCCUUGGCGGGGGGCAUUGUCGGGGUGCAUAAUCAGUCCCAUCUCAUCCCCCCGCAUGCAAACCAGCAGUUGUCAUACCCACAUUUAAGUCUCAUCCCUCCGUAUCAGAAUCAACUAGCUACCAAUUCGUCCUCCAUUGAAGUCAAUCCUGCCACUGGGGAUGGUACUGGUGAAACUAAUGACCCCUCUUCAACGGAACAUCAUCCACUCCAAGCUCACCCUUCAACAUCGUCAUCGUCGUCAUCUUCAGGUCUCAGGGAAAUACCACUUUUCAGAAAUCCUGGUCGAAAUACUCUGAAAAAUGGACCCCCACAAAGACCCCAUCCCAUCACGGUUAUUGAUGAGGCUUCAGUCUAAAUUUGACAAGGAAUUUAUAAAUUGUUAUUUAAAUUCAGUUGCUCCUUGGGUUUCGCAUGUCUCACUCGGUUCAUCAUCAUCAUCAAAACAACAAUGAGAUGAUGUUUGUUAGAGGUUAUUUUUGAUUGUUGAGUCCAAUAUAAUUUCUUCCUGUGUAGUAGAAUCAGUAUCAAUAUACUUGCAAUCUGUACCUUCACUUUUGCCGUCGUCGGAUUGUCGCUAUUCCAGAGAGAGGAAAACAACAUCUCCGUAUCUCAUCGAUAUUCUGCUACUGAGCAAUUUCACAAAUUGAGGUCAGAGGUUGAAUGCAUCAUGCAUUGGCAUUUUAAUGUGGUAUCUGUGUACCCAGCCAGACUCCCUUCUGGCUCUGUAUUGUUGCAGAGAUACUUUUCACAAAGUUCUCGUGUAAUGCGAUCCUCAAGAAGCUCUCGCUCUCUACAUUUCUGCUCCAAUGACAAUUGAAAAUGGACAGUGACAUAUGGAAUUGCCUCGAGGAUAUGAGAGACCAGACAAAAUAGUAUUGAGUACGAAAUUGUCCCAGUUUAGUUCCAGUCUGUACAUUACUAUUGACAAAGUCUGAAUUGAACCAUAUACUUAUUGAUAAAAUAGUGUACAUAUUAGUUUUGGACCCUGAGAUUUAAUGCAGUUUUCUAUUUUGUUGUAAUACCUACCGAUUUCUGAGGAAAUACUCAAAUUCACUUUGUCUCAGUUUGUUGAGACUGCUACAUAAUGGGUGAGAAAUAUGAGAAAAAUCAAAUAUGUAUGUGCAAUCUUGAAUUAUUUUUGCGAGCUUUUAGUUUUACAAAAGAUCUCCAUUUAGAGAAUAGUCAAAUAAAAGUAAGUAAAUAAUGUAGUUGAACAGAGUUUAGUAUAGCCGACAGACUGCUUCUUACUGAAUCUAUGUAGUAAAUACGCAAUUUAGAGUCUAAUUAGUUUGCGAUGGAUAGAAAAAUGUUCAACUUGUUCCGUAUUGUAACUUAUUUACAUAUGUAUUUAAGUGUGAAAUCCACUGAAAUAAAAUUGAGCUAUAUUUGUUAGUAUUGUGA
Molecule: messenger RNA, 4562 nt
Organism: Folsomia candida
Lineage: Eukaryota; Metazoa; Arthropoda; Collembola; Entomobryomorpha; Isotomidae
Exons: 18
Coding region: 838-3516 (892 amino acids)
Biological process (GO): transmembrane transport
Molecular function (GO): monocarboxylic acid transmembrane transporter activity
Source: RefSeq, a predicted model, not a curated record